UCCAUUUUUAUCGUCUUUUUUUUCUCUGGUGAACAUCAUUGAUCAUUCUUUCUCUCGCUCUCUCUUAACAUCACGAUUCAAAACCCCAACCCCACCCACGAACCCAGAAACACCAAAAACCAUCACCAAUCUCAUCCUUCAGUUCUUAAUUGGAUUCCACAUUGUAAACCCAGAAACUAAAGUUUAUGCAAAGAGCAACUCACAAAGAGGUGAAGAAAAAAAAGUUGAAGUACAAAUGUUACUGGCGGGUCAAGUUCCAUAAGGAGGUGGAAGCAGAAGAAGAAUUAACGUCACACUUCAGUUUUUCAACCAAAAGGAGUGUAAUGACGCUUUUUCCCCUACGUUGCUUUCCCCCACGCUAUGUUUUUUUCCAAUCUACAGUGAAAUGACGGAACUGCCCAUGAAGGGCACGGGUGGAUCGUCCAAAUGAAAACCUGUCGACACGCUGUGCUGUCGUUCUCUCUCUUCGACAACACUCUUCCUCUCUGACAAAAAAUCACCAGAGACCCAGAAACCUCUCGGUCAAAUUUCUCGACCUCUCUCGCCCAGCUCCUCCACUUCUUUCUCACCAAACUUCAAUUCGUCGGUCAUACAACGAAACCGCGUAAGGUUUCGUCUAUCUCAGUCAACUCCGACCACCCCCAACGGCGGCUAAGGUUUCUAGGGUUUUAAUCUGAUACUCACUACAAAGAAGAUGAAUGGGUCGUGGAAGAAGAUAAGUUAAUUUCCAGCAUCCUGACAAUACUGUUAUAGCAUCGGGUGUAAGCUGCUGAACUUCAUUUUAAAUUUCGUUGAGUUUAUGGAUUAUCAGAUGUUGUGGUUUGGCAUGCAUUGCAAUAUGCAUUCUACACUUCUACACUGUCAAUAAUUUUGCAAACCCCGCAGCAACGCGUGAGUGCCCUGCUUGUUGAAACUCAUGGAGUAGAACUGCUGCAUGCGCUGUUUUCACAUACCAUCUGCAGUGGAAUCGGUGGAUGAAUCGAUUGAUAACUGUUUAAAACUGCACGUACAAUCCGAAAAAUGCUGUCCAAAGUCUUUUUCUCCUUGUGUCCAAGCAUACGAAGGCGAAAGAGAGAGCUCAGUCUUGAAAAAUGGAAGCAUGUUAUUGGAGGAUCUUAUUGCUUCGUGUGAUGGAGAAUCUAAUCCUAUUCGCACAUACUCUGCUGAUGAGCUCGUCAAGGCAACCGACAAUUUUCAUCCUUCUUGCCGUAUAAGUCAGGGUUCAUACUUCCUAGUGUUCAGAGGUUUCCUAGAUGACCGCUCAGUUCUCAUUAAGAAGUACUGCCAAUGGAGCUGGCGUAGUGAGGCUGAAGUUACGUCCAAGGCCAUUCGUGAUAUUAUCAUAUCGAUGCAGAUGAGUACACAUAAGAACGCUUUGAAACUCUUGGGCUGCUGCUUAGAGUUCUCUAUACCAGCUCUGGUGCUUGAAUACGCAGCAAAAGGAGUUCUUGACCGCCAUGGCGGUUUAGUGUUUUCUGGAUCAUUACCAUGGAAAACUAGAAUGCUAAUUGCAAAGAAAGUUGCAAAUGCACUUGCAUAUCUCCAUACUGCCUUUCCCAGGCCCAUCAUUCAUAGGGAUCUAAAGCUUGCAUGCAUUUUCUUGGACGAUGACUACAUUCCCAAACUCUCCAACUUUUCACUAUCGAUCACGAUUCCUCCUCAGCAGUUGCAUGUUGAAGAUUGUGUGAAAGGAACGUAUAGGUAUAUUGACCCUACCUACAUAACAACUGGGUGCCUUACUGAAAAAACAGAUGUUUAUAGCUUUGGUGUGGUUUUACUUGUAUUCUUGAUGGGACGAAAAAUUGAGGAUGUGGAUCAAGCAGCAGCAGCAGAAGAAGACGGAUCAGUUCCUAAAUAUUUGAAAUUACAUGCUUCCAAUGGUGAAUACAAGACAAUUGUGGAUCCCUGCAUUCUUGAGGAAGUCGGGGCAGAUGAGCAAGCACAUCAGCAAUUGCAAGAUUUCUUAGCUCUGGCACUGUUGUGCACCAAAGACGAAAGGGAAGAAAGACCAUGCAUGAUUGAUGUAGCCAAAGAACUUGUCCGAAUUGAGAAGUCUAUACUGUGUUACUAAGAAUCAAGAUUACUUUGAAUGUCUAAAUAGGAUAUAGAUCGGUUCAACAAUACUUUAUAGUUUCCUACUUCUAGUUGUUUAGCAGUGAGAUGGUCGCUACCUAGUCUUCAUUCAUGUGUAUAUCUUUUGCUCAAUGAUUUAAGGGCAAGUUCGAUUUUCA
Messenger RNA from Pyrus x bretschneideri (Chinese white pear), 2231 nucleotides. RefSeq names its product non-functional pseudokinase ZED1-like. The transcript has 7 exons. The coding region runs from base 935 to 2071 and encodes 378 amino acids. The record is from RefSeq and is a predicted model, not a curated record. Gene Ontology annotation, biological process: cell surface receptor signaling pathway; protein phosphorylation. Gene Ontology annotation, molecular function: protein serine/threonine kinase activity; ATP binding. Gene Ontology annotation, cellular component: plasma membrane. Lineage: Eukaryota; Viridiplantae; Streptophyta; Magnoliopsida; Rosales; Rosaceae.